Panicum hallii is the source of this 1962-nucleotide messenger RNA. RefSeq names its product WRKY transcription factor 6-like. Bases 119 to 1783 code for a protein of 554 amino acids. The transcript has 6 exons. Gene Ontology annotation, molecular function: sequence-specific DNA binding; DNA-binding transcription factor activity. Lineage: Eukaryota; Viridiplantae; Streptophyta; Magnoliopsida; Poales; Poaceae. Gene Ontology annotation, biological process: regulation of DNA-templated transcription. The record is from RefSeq and is a predicted model, not a curated record.
CUCUCGCCCCCCCCCCUCCCCCCCUAGCUUGUAGCUAGCUAGUACGGCCACAAGUCACAAAGUUGUAUAUAGCCUUCUCGUCCUCUCCAUUCUCUGGCUUGAAACCUCCAAUCCAUCCAUGGACCUGGUGCCAAAGCAAGAGCAGCACAAGGAGGAGGAGGAGAAAGAGGAAGAGAAGGAGAGCAUGAUCUUGGCGGAGCAUAGCAACCGGGCCAACUUUGGCCACGGCGGCAGCGGGAGGAGCGAGAUCAAGGAGGUCGACUUCUUCUCCACCGGCGGUGCUCGCCGCAGGACCGACGACGAUGACGAUGGCGACGGUGAGGAUUGGAACCGAGAGGCAUCAGGAGCACCAGGACGCGGUAAUACCACGGUCAACACGGCGCUUGACCUGCUGACCACGGCGGCGGCGACGCCGGUCAACGGCGGCGAGGGUACGGCUGCCGGGGCAGCGAGUGAUCAGAAAGAGGCGGCGACGGUGGAGGGGGAGCUCCGGCAGGCCGGCGAGGAGAACCGGCGGCUCCGGCGGAUGCUGGACGACCUCACCCGCAGCUACAGCGCUCUGUACCAUCAGCUCAUCCAAGCCCAGCAGCAGCAGCAGUUCAAUUUGACUGCUACGUACGUACUGCCAAUGAUCAUGACAAGCAACGCCUUCAACUGCGAUGGAUGGAUGCAGGCCAGCGGCGCGGCGAACUCGAUGCUACCGGCGGCGACGGUGCCGGCGGGACUGCAGUUCGUGGACCCCCGCAUGGCUCCGGCGAUGCGAGCUGCGGCGGCGCAUGACGGUGGCGACAGGGGGGACUCCGAUGGUGGCAGCGGCAGCGCCGGCGAAGCGGAGCAUCAGAACAAUGGGAGGUCGUCGGCGCAGCAGGAUGGGUCGGGGACGCCUGAGCGCGAUGAGAACGCCGAGCGGGCGGAGGCGCCGCUGCGGAGGGUUAGGGUGUCGGUGCGCGCGCGAUCCGAGGCCCCAAUGAUCAGUGAUGGAUGCCAAUGGAGGAAGUAUGGGCAGAAGAUGGCCAAGGGUAACCCAUGCCCCAGAGCUUACUACCGAUGCACAAUGGCCACAGGAUGCCCCGUCAGGAAGCAGGUGCAACGGUGCGCGGAGGACAAGGCGGUGCUGAUCACCACGUACGAGGGCACCCACAACCACCAGCUGCCGCCAGCGGCCGCCGCGAUGGCCAAGACCACCUCGGCCGCGGCCGCCAUGCUCCUCUCGGGCCCGGCCGCCAGCCGAGACGCCGGCGCGCUCUUCGCGGGCCACCACGUCGCGGCGCCGGCGCCGCUCUUCCAGUCGUACCCCUACGCGUCCGCCGCCAUGGGCGCCACGCUCUCCGCCUCCGCCCCGUUCCCGACCAUCACCCUCGACCUCACGCACCCGCCGCCGGCGCCGGCCGCGGGCCUGCUCCCGCACCGCCCGCCGGCCCUCCCCGCGAUGCCGUUCCCGAUGUACGGCGGCUUCCCUGCUGCGCACAGGCCGGCGGCGGCGGUGCCGCCACAGCCGACGACGGUGUCGUUGGGGAUGAUGGACGCCAGGAACCGGUCGGCGCUGGAGACCAUGACUGCCGCGAUCACCAGCGACCCCAACUUCACUACAGCGCUGGCGGCCGCCCUGUCGACGAUCAUUGGUGGAGGGGGUGAAGCAGCUCCCCGGAGUGGUGCCGGCGGCAACGGAGAUGGUAAUAACGGUAGCGGCGGCACUGAGCCGAGCGCCACGGCCGCGGCGGCCGGAGCACGUGAGACGGCAUUGCAUGCGCUUUUACAAAGACUGCAUGACAGCCGGCAAUGACAUUUUGGAAUCAAAGCUUAUGGACGACGACCAUCUGUACAUACAUGCAUGCAUACACAUCUAAGUCUGUACACACAUCGGUUUUGUACGUUAUCUAUACCGUAUAGUCCUAUGUGGUAGUGUUGUAAAUGGAUUAUAUAAUUGAGAUUUUUAUAGAGGCCAUACGAUUUAAUUUUCCA